AUGCCCGCGACAAGCACCAUCCCGCUCGAUGACUUGCCGGGAGCACCGGAACAUGGCGAUGCCCUGUUCGCCUUUUCUGUGCACGGCUUGGGAGGUUCUAAGAUCGCAGCGAACAAAAGCCUCAAGGGCAUGAUGGCUUCCGAAGUCGCGCCGCCGCAGCAGCAGCAGCAAAAGGAGGCGCCCAAGAAAGGCUGGCUUUCGUCCCUCAACACCGCCGUGGUCGGUGAAAGACAAGAGGUUGUCACACUGAUGCUGACUCUCUCAGCGAGCGAGGAAACAUCAGCAACGCCGGCCGCCGGAGGGGGGGGGAUGCCAGGGAUGCCUGCCCCGCCCGCCCUGGCUCGCCGAUCGACAGGGGACCGGCCCCUCUCCGUCGUGCCGGCGAGAUCGGCGAUGCUGCUGGCCGGCGGCAGACCUAACACCCCCACCGUCUUUUACCAGUCGGAGCACAGGACCUUCGGGCAGCAACCCGUGUCGCCCGCCGCCGUUAGCCGAUCGGCAUCCCCGUCCGGGUUUCCGGACGGCGGAGGGGAGGGUGGGGUGGAGGGAGGAAAGCAGCGGCCGAUGACCAUGUCGGAGGAGGGGAUCGUGCAUUUUUCGAUCCCCGCGAGGGUUCCGGGGAACAGGGGUUCCGGGACGAACGGAGGCGGGGAUGGGGGGGGGGGUGAAGAAACGAUGGUUGUUUUUGUGGUGGAGCUGUGGCAGGUCGUCAACCGUUCUCGUCGGGCCCUGUGGGGAUCGCUAACUCUGUCCUGGGAUAACCUGAUGGCCGUGCCAACGGGCCCGCGAAAGUGCGGCGUGUUUAGCGGGCUUCAGUCAGAGCGGUACCCGACAGCCUUCCUUGCGGUGAGGCGGGUUUAUCCGCCGCUCCCCCGGCCCCUGUCCAUGUCCCCACGGGGGGUGUCCAACCCGGCCGUCGAGAAGUUCAACCCCAUGGUCACCUUCUUCACUGCCAUCAGGCGAGUGACUGAUGGCGCCGGUGCGGAAGAGGACGCUGAUUGGUUUGGGGGGGCAAGCGGGUUUGGAGCGGGGGGUAGCGGGAGCGGUGACAGCGGCGGCAGCGGCGGCGGCGACGGUGGUGUAGGCAGCUCGUUAACGGCGUCCGCGGAGGCGUGGGAGCUGGUGGUGUGCCAGGAGCUUGCCGUGGAGGGAAAGUAUACCUUCAAGAUCCCGCUGCAGUUCCUUUUCCCGGUGCACAACUCCCUCAAGCACGCGGCCCUGGCGUGGCGCGCAAGAGCAAGGAAGGAGCGACACCGGCAGGGUCUCUUCUCGGCAGACGAAGAGGCGUUCGCCCACGGCAUGGUCGUGGUCCACGUGAGCGUCUCCAGGGCCAGGGGGCUGGGUCCCAUUGCGGCUGCGGCCGCGGCUACCGCUGCCACCGCCGGGGCGCCGCAGAGUGCGCAGCUGCUGGGGGGUGGGGCUGAUGCUGGUGGUGGCGGGGCAACGUCUAACAACCCGGGGCAGGCGUCUCCCGUGGGGCAGGCGUCUUCUGGGACCGGAGGAGGGAGAGAGGGGUUACCGGCGGCUGGCGGGGGCAGGGGGGGUCUGGUGGGCCUGGGGAUCGAGGGGGCCAAGGUGUCUUCCUCGAUGAGGGCGUUCGGGGGGAGGAUGAAGGGGAUGGGGGUGAAGGCGGUGGCGAUGGCGAGGAUAGCGUCUCAGGCGAGCCCGGCGGCGCACCUGAGGCUCGGCGCUGUCUCCUCGGAGGAGAAGAUUCUUCGACAGGCCAACUUCUUCGUGAAGGUAGUCUACGGGCCCCCCCUGUCCGCGAACAGCACCUCAGACGACGACUCCCUCGGCGGUGGUGGUGGUAGCGGUAGCGGCGGUCUUGCCAGACCCGGCGAACCAGAGAGAGUGGUGGGCGUCACCAACACGGAGUACGGCAGCGUGGAGCCGGUGUGGGGGGCGAACGCUAACCUGAACGCCUGUCCGUACAACGCCCCGAGGGACAAGCAUCAGGUGUCCGGGGCUACGCGGCUAGAUGUCGUCAGCGACAUCACUGAUGACCUAGGCGGUACCGGAGGGAGUUCGACCACCGUGGGGACGCAGGGAGAGGCGUCGUCCGGUGGUUCCUCAAGCCCGUCCAGUCUGGCGUUCACGUUCUACGUCCCAGCCAAGCAUCUCGAGGCGGUCGACGGGGGCGGAGGUAGCCUACGCCUGCACCUGUGCCAGGCGCGGAAGUCGUCGUCGGCCCGACCGGGGUCACCAGGCCAGCGUCCCCUUGCCUUUAGCGACGCCUCUUCGACGCUAGGGGAUGGCCCAGCCGCCUACGGGAGCAUGCUCGGCGACCUUACCGGGGGCACGAAGACGGGCGGCGGGGGUACGGCGGCUGGUUCGGCGGUGGCGGCGGCGGCGAUGGCCAGGCGCAUCAGCCUAGGAUCUGGGGAGUGGACCAAGGUGGUGGAAGACAGCGACUCUGAUGAAGAAGUCGCGGACGAGGGGACGGCCGCCGCCGCCGCCGCCGCUGCCAGCACGACGUCCAUGCGACAACAUCUGCCGGGCCUCUCUGAGGUGCACUACCCACUGACCUGGGUAGAGAGCCACGCCAAGGGCAUCUCCGACCAGGUCGACCGGCUUGCCAGGGUCCUCGAGGUCUACACGCAGAGGGUCUCAGAAGGAGGCAACUUCCGCUCCAGUCUCCUUAAGAAGGAGCCUCUUUUGCAGUACGUCGCCACCAACCUCCACAUCCAGGUCUGGAGCAUUCGAGAUCCGGCCACCGGGAAGGAUCGCAGCUACGACUUUGUUACCACUGGCGCACCGACGGCCCACGCCCUGGGACACGUGGGCGGUGGGCUGGUGACCCUCCAGGAGAAGCUUCAGGCACUUGGUAUGAAGGUCCUGGAGCUCCAGGGUAGUCGGAAAGAGUGCAAGGACAGGGGUGGAGUGAAGGCUGUCACGGAGCUCGAAGGAAUCACCGACAAUCUCAGGACCGCCCUGCUCGAGUACGAGGUGCUGGGCGGGAAGGUGUCCAUAAGGAGGGCCUGCGUCGUGAGUCAGGCCAUCAGCAUUGCCGCCACCAGCUUCUGUGCAAAGCUGGAGAUGAUGGCGAGGGGCACGCUGGAUGUGGCGUCCGAUCGCACCACGGGGGGGUGCGGCGGCUACGACGAGUUGGCGGAGCGGUGGGUGUCCACAGGCUUCCUGCUGGGAUUCGAGGGCUUGCUGUAUAUUCACGGAAAGGAACACGGGAUGGUGGAAGACACCGUGUCUGCUCUGGACAUGCUGGCGGACUACAACCUCAAGGUGGUAUCCGCCACCCUCGUCGGCACCGACCCACCUCCUUUGGCCAUUGGAAAGCCCUCCCCCGUAGCCGACGACCCCUUCGAGUUGGAGAUAGGGGUGGAGGGAAACACCAUCCAGUGCAUCGUGGGAGACGCGUGCUUGCCCAGGCUUCCGAGAGCUCUGUGGGAUGGCAGCAGCGGUAGCAGCAGCACCGAUGGAGGGGGCGGCGGCGGCGGGAGAGCCGUGCGAAUUGUCCCGGUGCUGUUCACGCAGGGGAUAGACAUCCAGCAGAGCAUGACGCACGCGGCGAGGGACGCGAGAGAAAAGGCGGCGUUUCAGGGCCCCACGGUCACCGCCACGCCUGGGCCCGCCGGCUCUAGCGCGGCAGGAGGAGGCGUCGCUGCCUCUUCCCCCGGGAGCAUUUCGCCGCUGCUGUCCGGUGGCAUGCCGCCGCUCCCCCGCCCGCGCGGCAGCGGCGGGGGUUUGGACGACUUGUUGGGCUUGGGGGAGAUGGACGUCUCGGGCGGAGGCACGGCGGUGGGAGAGGGGGAGGGGGGCGGUGGCCCCGGGGCGUCGGUGGCUGGGGCGAUGGGGCAGCAACAGACCUCUGUUGGCGCCUCGGUCCCGGAGUGGAUGCACCCCGCUCUGUCGGAGCUGGAGACAGCCGUCCGGGACGAUAAGGUGGCCCACAAGAACACUGCCAUCCUGCUAGAGGCGCAGGUGGCGGUGCGGCGGCUGUGCGGCGGAAGGGUAACCUUCUGCAAGUCCGGCAAGGUGUGUACGUGCGUGGCAGCUAUGCGUGUAGCGUGCGGUGAUCCGUACUUUUUUUUGGUUGCGACGAAGGGCGCCAGCCUGCUUUUGUCUUGA
Molecule: messenger RNA, 4083 nt
Organism: Ectocarpus siliculosus
Lineage: Eukaryota; Phaeophyceae; Ectocarpales; Ectocarpaceae
Source: the annotation of a GenBank genome assembly